Otolemur garnettii (small-eared galago) is the source of this 690-nucleotide messenger RNA. Its product is annotated as 60S ribosomal protein L19. Gene Ontology annotation, biological process: translation. Gene Ontology annotation, molecular function: structural constituent of ribosome; RNA binding. The transcript has a single exon. Gene Ontology annotation, cellular component: cytosolic large ribosomal subunit; ribosome. Bases 22 to 612 code for a protein of 196 amino acids. The record is from RefSeq and is a predicted model, not a curated record. Lineage: Eukaryota; Metazoa; Chordata; Mammalia; Primates; Galagidae.
UUUGCUACUGCGGCCGGAGCCAUGAGUAUGCUCAGGCUUCAGAAGAGGCUUGCCUCUAGUGUCCUCCGUUGUGGCAAAAAGAAGGUCUGGUUGGACCCCAAUGAGACUAAUGAAAUCGCCAAUGCCAACUCCAGCCAGCAGAUCCGGAAGCUGAUCAAAGAUGGGUUGAUCAUCCGCAAGCCUGUGACUGUCCAUUCCCGAGCUCGAUGCCGGAAAAACACUUUGGCCCGCCGGAAGGGCAGGCAUAUGGGCAUAGGUAAACGGAAGGGUACGGCCAAUGCUAGAAUGCCUGAGAAGGUAACCUGGAUGAGGAGAAUGAGGAUUCUGCGCCGGCUGCUGAGAAGAUACCGAGAAUCUAAGAAGAUUGACCGCCACAUGUAUCACAGCCUGUAUCUGAAGGUGAAGGGGAAUGUGUUCAAAAACAAGCGGAUUCUCAUGGAACACAUCCAUAAGCUGAAGGCAGACAAGGCUCGCAAGAAGCUCCUGGCUGACCAGGCUGAGGCUCGCAGGUCAAAGACCAAGGAAGCACGCAAGCGUCGUGAAGAGCGCCUCCAGGCCAAGAAGGAGGAGAUCAUCAAGACUCUGUCCAAAGAGGAAGAGACCAAGAAGUAGAACGCCCCCCCUCUUGUCUGUACAUAGUGGCCUCCAUGACUGACGAUCAAUCAUUCAAAUAAAACAAGCCUUUAUCUG